AUGCACCGGCUCAGCCCGGUGGCGCGCAUUGCGUCGUGGCGCUCAGUCCCGGGCAUCGACGUUGAGCUUCAUCUGACGCCAUGCAUCGUCACGUUCCCGCCGCACGCCGGCUGCAGCGCCUUGGUCAACCCGGCCAACGAAAGGCUCGAGGGCACGCGCUUCACGCCGGGCGAGUGCGCAGACAGGCUGGCGCCAGGAACCACGGCGCUGUACCCGCCGCAGGCUGUCGAUGGCAUUGUGCACGGCGCCCGCGGCGGCGACUCGAGCGCAGACGACUCGUCCGGCGCGUCGCUGCUGGCGGCGGCGCUCUCCGCGCUGCCGGUCGUAGUCGGCGACGACAUCCGCUGCCCGACAGGCCAGGCCGUGGCGACGGCGGCUCACGGCGAGCUCUCCGACUGCUACGACGAGAUCAUCCACUGCGUGCCGCCCUUCUACGCCUCGCCGCAGUGGCGCCCGCUCCUCCUCUCCGCCUACGCCAACGCACUGCGGCUGGCAACGUCCCGCGGCGCACACUCGAUCGCGGUCCCGCUCCUCGGCGCAGGCGCUCGCGGCGCGCCAGCCGCGGCGGCGGCAGAGGUGGUCGCCGAGGCGCUGAGCCGAUGGCGUGCGCCAGAGGCGGGCUGUCGGCGAACAAAGGUGUGCAUCGGAGUGGUGGACGAUGCGGUCGCGUCUGCGGUGGUCAUCGGCGCGACCGCGGCUAACUCGUUGGCACUGCUGGGCGACACGGGCACGAUGUUCGUCGACAGCGUCACGUACGCGAUCAACAUCUUUGCGGAGCUCAACAAGCACCGGUUCGAGACGCACUCACUCGAGAUCGGUGCGUCUCUCUUCUCUGUGGCGGCGCUGUGCACCGUGACGGCGUUCGUCAUGCGGGACGCCAUCGGCCGGCUCUCUCGGUCUCGGGGCGGCGAGGCCGGCUCGGGCGAGGGGUCGGGCGAGGUGGAGGGGGAGGUGGAGGGGGAGGAGGUCGACCCCAUCAUCAUGCUCACCUUCACGUGCUUCAACUUGCUGGUCGACUUUGGCAUGUUUGCCUCGAUCCUGUUGCGGCGACGCGGCGGCGGCGGCGGCUCCGCCUGCUGCCUUUGCCCGUACUUCCUCCGGCCCGCCCCGCCGAAUGCCGCCGCGAGCGACGAGCUCCAAGACGAGGCAGCGGAGGGCGGCGCGGGCGCGGGCGGCGCUGCUGGCGGCGCGGCAGCGGAGGACGCGGCCGCGCUCAAUCUAAACAUGUGCUCUGCGCUCGCGCACGUCGUCGCGGACACGAUGCGCACGCUCACAGUGAUGGGGUGCGCCCUGCUCGUCGCGUUUUGCGGGUACGACGCUGAGCACACCGACGCGAUGGGAUCGCUGCUGGUGUGCUGCAUCGUGCUCGCCAUCGCCGCGUACAUCUCCUUCGAGGCCACCGCCGAGCUGCACGCGCACCGCCGGCGCGCGCGCGCCGAAGCCGGCGGCGCGCUGCAGCUGGCGCGGAGCGAGGCGAUGCCGAGAAUCGUGGAAGAGUGUUGA
Molecule: messenger RNA, 1503 nt
Organism: Emiliania huxleyi CCMP1516
Lineage: Eukaryota; Haptophyta; Isochrysidales; Noelaerhabdaceae
Exons: 2
Coding region: 1-1503 (500 amino acids)
Biological process (GO): zinc ion transmembrane transport
Cellular component (GO): plasma membrane
Molecular function (GO): zinc ion transmembrane transporter activity
Source: RefSeq, a predicted model, not a curated record